AGGUUUUAUUUAUUUGUUUUUCUUUCGGCUGUCAAUGGUUGUCAGUUGACAAUAAUAGCGGAACCAAAGUGCGGGGGAAGUUGUUCCUGUCGAGAUAGUUUUUCAGCGGACCACAGGAAGUGGAGAAUGGCUAAAGAGAAGCGUCACAGAAGGAGAGAGUCUCCGGAGCGGGAGAGUAGAGUUGAGAUAAAGCAGGAGAAAGUCAGUCCUGUUAGGCCACAGAAACUACACGGAUCCAGAUCCAGCGGGACCUCCAGUCCUCCCUCCAGAAGGAGAACCAGCAGAUCACCUGUGAGGACGAAGGACCAGUCACUGGGCAGGAGAGACGCAUCUCCCAGCAGGCGAAGUAGCAGAUCUCCCAGAAAUCAGAGAAGUCGCAGUCCUCGUCAUGGACCUGAUGACAAAAUAAAGCGGGAGCGGGAACACCAUCGGACCAGUGAUAAUGAGUGCAGGAGAAGAAAAGACCAAACAGAAAGGUUGAGCAGGAGGGAACCAGACAGACUACGGGAUAGAGAUCGUAGCAGAGAAAGACAUCAGGAACAGAACACACUUGCCAUCCAACAACAGCAGGAUGAGAGGCGGCAACAUGAUGAGCGACGUAGGGAAAACCACCAGCGGCUUGAAGAAAACCAGGAGCCUAACUUUGGACAACCGCAGCGAGGAAGUAAUAGCAGGGAUGCUCCUCCAGCUGAGAAGGAAAAGCCCAACUUUGAACUGUCAGGGACGCUCACUGAAGAUACAAACACAUUCCGAGGGGUGGUGAUAAAGUACAAUGAACCACCUGAGGCCCGCAUUCCCAAGCGUAGAUGGCGCCUGUACCCUUUUAAGAAUGACGAACCACUUCCAGUCAUGUACAUCCACAGACAGAGUGCCUAUUUGUUGGGGCGUCAGCGAAGAAUUGCUGAUAUCCCUAUUGACCAUCCAUCGUGCUCCAAGCAACAUGCAGUGUUCCAGUACAGGUUGGUGGAGAUAACACGUGCAGAUGGCACCACGGGCCGCAGGGUGAAACCUUACAUCAUUGACCUGGGUUCAGGUAAUGGCACUUUCCUGAACAACCAACGCAUUGAAUCCCAGCGUUAUUAUGAGCUCAAAGAAAAAGAUGUUCUCAAAUUUGGCUUCAGCAGCCGCGAGUACGUUCUCCUGCACGAGUUCUCGGACACGAGUGAAGUGGACGGUAAGGAGGAAGACGAAGAUGAGGGAGUCGCUGAGUAAAUCGCUCCCAUAAACUGUAACACCAGGUUCAUUCAGGUUUGGUGGCGUUGUCAUACUUCUUGGGGGGGGGAUCUUUUUCUGCCGGAAUUGCAAAUAAACUGAAAAUGUGGGACUGAAGACAAAAAAAAAGACAAGUUUGUAUAUUUUGAGAUUACAUAAUUCUUGCUUAAACCUGCCACAAUUGUCUGAUUGAAGACCUUCUAUUCUCAGGUUGUGUAGCGUCUGUGGUAAACUGAUGUUACAUCUGGUAUCGCUCACAAAGUAACGUGCAGCAUGCCAGGUCUCAAAAAUACGACAGUUACUUUUUUGUUUGGAUCAAAACUCUGAAUCCUGUAUGUGAAGACUAAUCUCGUGUGUAUAUUGUGAUGUAUAUGGUAUUUAGAGGUCUGGCAGGCAAGUUAUAAUUUAAAUUAAUUGUGAAUGUAAACAAAUAAUGUGCUCUUGAAACAAUUAGUUGACAUUAACAGCUUGAAGUUUCAGCUUCAUUCACUUGAUUACUCCACCGUUUUCUUCUUCACACUCACAGUCAGAUGCUUGGAUUUAAUGGAGUCUGUUCUGGUUUAUUUUUCCCUUUGUAUAUUAAUGUCAGGAUACACAAAAUUGUUGCCAAAGAGCAAAGACCGCUGUGCCAAAAGCCUUUCAAAAACACGGCAAAAUCACUAAUAUGGAUGAUUUUUCUGAAAACACUCUAAUCUAUUACCCAGGAAAAUGCUCUCAAAAUGCAUCAAACAUAACACUGUGUGCAUAACAGCCAAAAUCAAUGUUUAUCAGCGUAUCGGCCUAAAAAUAUAAUACAAUUCCAUUCCAAGCUGUCUGUUGUGAUUGUAAGAGGAUGAUUAAUGAAAUAAUGAAAGCACUAACUGAAAAAUGUCCGUGUUUGAAAUAUUUAAGAGCACAGUUGAAUAAUUUUAUACAUCAGUUAUUUUGAGAGCACAUUACUUUUUGAAUUAAACUGGUGCAUGUGAAUACAUUUCCAGUUUUCCCUGUAGUAGAAAAUUAAAUGUAAAUUUGUUUAACAAGCAUACCUUAUUGUAAGCAUAAACAGACCUUUAUAUUGUAUUGAUAUUGCAUUUUUUGCUUUAGCAGUGCAGGAAAAUACCAGAAUGUACAUAUGUUUAUGGAUAGUGACACAGUUUUUGUAAUUUUGUCUCGUCUUUGUGCACCACCACAGUGAAUUCACUAUGAGGCACCCCGUAUGUGAUUGUCGUGUAAAAUUUCAGAUUUAAUUCAAGGAAUUUAACAACUGUUGUACGAACUGUUUCGGAAUGACAGACAUUUUUAGACAGUCCCUCCAUUUUCAUUUGUAACUGGACAAUUAUUUGAUGUGCAGAUUCCAGUUGUGGCUGGUUCCUUUAUUUCAUGGCACAUUAAGCACAUAACACAUCUGGAGUUGAUUCCAAGUGUUGAAUUUGCAUUGAACUGUUCCUUGGAACUCUGAAUAUAAUGUCAAAAGAGGUACUGAUAUGAACAAGAGAGGCCAUAUUUACGUUAAACAACCUAAACCAAUCAGGCCAAUAGCAGAAACUUUAGGAGUGUCCAAAACAACAAUUUCAAAUGAAGGAAUGCAUGGGUGCUAAAUAACAACAAAAAGCUUGGAAGACGACUCUAAUUCCUUCUUUCGUGAAGACAAAUGCCUUCACAACAUCAACAUCUCGAGCCAAGUCAGAAACCCUCUGGAGGAGGUACCCAUUUAUAUAAAGCUGAACAAGCAUACAAUGAUUACUUUCAACUCCUGUUGUGGUGCUGUACAAAGGCAAAAUUACAAUAACUGUAACUUCAGAUAUGUACUCCACUGUAUUUGUUGUGGUUCUUUGUUCCCUGCACUGCAUAUUUACAUACUGCCCUUUAUGGUUUUGUCUGUUAGAGCCCACAGCUUUCAUAUUAAAUUUCUCAUUUUUCUACUGUAAAAGACA
Thalassophryne amazonica is the source of this 3125-nucleotide messenger RNA. It is a transcript of the gene snip1, whose product is annotated as Smad nuclear interacting protein. Gene Ontology annotation, molecular function: protein binding; mRNA binding. The coding region runs from base 127 to 1212 and encodes 361 amino acids. Gene Ontology annotation, biological process: miRNA processing. The record is from RefSeq and is a predicted model, not a curated record. Gene Ontology annotation, cellular component: nucleus. The transcript is spliced from 5 exons. Lineage: Eukaryota; Metazoa; Chordata; Actinopteri; Batrachoidiformes; Batrachoididae.